Messenger RNA from Electrophorus electricus (electric eel), 2088 nucleotides. It is a transcript of the gene mkrn2, whose product is annotated as makorin, ring finger protein, 2. Lineage: Eukaryota; Metazoa; Chordata; Actinopteri; Gymnotiformes; Gymnotidae. Gene Ontology annotation, molecular function: metal ion binding; ubiquitin protein ligase activity. Gene Ontology annotation, biological process: protein polyubiquitination. The record is from RefSeq and is a predicted model, not a curated record.
GUGGGCGACAGUUAAGGGUUGCACAAAAACGUGGCGAACAGGAACAAAAAUAUAAAUUGCGUAUAUAUGGAUUGAAAUAUGUCCACAAAGCAAGUCACCUGCAGGUAUUUUCUUCAUGGCGUUUGUCGAGAAGGGAACAGGUGCAUGUUCUCUCACGAUCUGGCAAAUAGCAAACCAUCAACAAUAUGUAAAUUUUAUCAGAGAGGUGUAUGCGCUUAUGGCGACCGGUGUAGAUAUGACCACAUCAAACCAGGCGGGCGUGGAGGUGGACCUCCAGUGGACCACCCAAACAGAACCAGUAGUGCAGGAGCAUCCGUCCCAGGACCUGGACCUCCAUCUGCUACUGCCAGAAAUGCCAAGAAACCAUUGGUCUUGAAAGAUAGAGCGUUAGGAAGCGACGGUAGGAGCCUCGCUUACAGUGGGGAGAGCAUGCUGGAGUGCUGUGAGUACAGGGACAGCAGUUCCCAGCCCAAACAGCCACACACCUACCUGGAUGCCAUCCGCACAGGCCUGGAGGGCUCUGCCGCAGCCGGUCCCUAUCCCAGCCUGGCCCGCCAACCACUGCUCUGCCCGUAUGCUGCUGCCGGCCACUGUCACUACGGCAACACUUGUCCAUAUCUUCAUGGCGACAUGUGCGAGAUCUGUCGAUUGCAGGUCUUGCACCCACAUGACCCGGAGCAGAGGGCGGCACAUGAGAAGAUGUGCAUGAUGGCCUUCGAGAUGGACAUGGAGAAGGCAUUCGCCGUGCAGCAUAGCCAGGACAAGGUGUGCAGCAUCUGCAUGGAGGUGGUGUACGACAAAGCAGCCCCGUCUGAGCGCCGCUUCGGCAUCCUGUCCAGCUGCUGCCACACCUACUGCCUGAGCUGCAUCCGCCAGUGGCGUUGCGCAAAGCAGUUCGAGAACAAGAUCAUCAAGUCUUGUCCAGAAUGCCGAGUGGUGUCAGAGUUUGUUAUUCCCAGUGUGUACUGGGUGGAAGAUCAGGAGGAGAAGAACCGGCUCAUUGAGGAGUUCAAAUCCGGGGUUAGUAAGAAGCCCUGUAAGUACUUUGACCAGGGCAGGGGCACGUGUCCGUUUGGAGGAAAGUGUUUCUACAUGCAUGCCUACCCCGAUGGCACACGGGCCGAACCAGACAAACCUCGAAAGCAGCUCAGCUCUGAGGGCAAUGUCCGGUUCCUCAAUUCCGUUCGGCUGUGGGACUUCAUUGAGGAGCGUGAGCAUCGCGGUGUUCCACAUUACGACGAUGAGGUCAACGAACUGGGCGAGCUGUUCAUGCAGCUGUCAGCGGCUGGAGAGGAGGCCCACUGACCCCACCCACUGCCCUGCCCACUCACCCUCAAGCACCUGCUCAGAGCUACAGGCCCAGCUGAGGGGAAAUCAUGGGUUCAUGUCUUUGGUAACUGUGCGCAUUUUCUCAGCAAUAGAAAUGUACUCACCGGUAAAGCUUUUCCUGUUUAUGAUUUGAGGUGGUUUUCUAAGAAGAAGAAGAGGAGGAAGAAAAAUCUUUUUACCUGUGGUACAUUUUUGUGAAAUGACAAAUAGUAUAUGAAUAUGAAACUAUUUAAAGGCACCUGUAGUGUUUCUGUAAGCUGCUAUUCUUUCCUGAUGCGUGUUAGAAUCUUGCUGGUUUAAAAAGAUUUUUAAUGCGUUGGUAUGUCCAAAGAAAAUAUGUUUUGUGAAAAAAAGACUGGUGAAACCUCUGGCACAUCAUGAAUGCACUCAAGUAGUGUGUGUGUGAAGUAAGAAAUAUUGUGUAUUUAAAAUAAAUGCUGUAAUUGUUGCACUUAGGACAGUUUACAAAGACAACUUCGCUACUAUUUUUGGGAAACAUGAAAUAUUGGUGAAAAACAUUCAUUUUCUAGUUACCACUCAUUCCUUAUGUACAAACUUCAGUGUUUUUAUGACUGCUUAGAUAUGACAUCCCAACGAAUACAAAAAUAAGAAUAUUGAACCCUGUCCCAUCUUGUGUACAUUUGAAGGUACCUGAUAAGGGUAUAUUAUCCUGUUCUAUCCUGUCUUGUUGAGUGACAUUAGUGAGACUAAUAAAAUAGAGACAAAUAAGGUGUUUGAGUAACAAAGUAUUCUAACAUA